AUGGUUGUCACGCCUGCCGGCCGUCUCUGUCACGCCUCGCGUCUGUCACGGCUGCCGCUGUUACGAACAAGUCCCAACCACGUCCGGCCGGCGCCCACACAGCAGCGGCCUUCCCUUCCAGCCUGUCCAUCCGCACCCGCUGCUCUGGCGGAGGCUCGCUCGCUGGUCCGCGCUGCACCCCUCCAGUCCAGCAGUCCAGCACGUCCAGCACCCGACUCUGGUGUUGCUCCGGCCGCGGCGGACACGAUCGGGUGCUGGCCACUCGCAGGACGACGACGCCGCCCCUCAGCUGCACCGGGCCACUGGAUGCAUGCGCUACGUCUGCAACGAUGCGACAGUUGCCAACGGAGGCCCACCGACGACGACAACGACGAGGCCGGUGUCGCGCAUGAGAGUCGCGGCGGCGGCGUCGUUGAGAGUCGUGGGCCCCAUCCGAAACACUGGGACGCGAUGGCGCUCCCAAGCUCAACGGGCCAAUUUGCACAGACGGCAAGCGUGGGAGGCCCUGCCACCGUUUGCGCUGAGCCGCACUCUGUUUUGAUGCGGCUCGCUUGGUACGAGUACCUCAUUUCCGUGGGUGAAAAUUUUCGCUACCUGUCUCACAAGUCACUGUUUUCAUGCCGUCCCUUUACCGCAACUCUGCGCUCCUCGAGUGCCGUCUCGUCCAGCAAGCCCUCCCUCUGGCCGGCAAAGAUAGUGCUGUCUCUUGCGAAAAGGCCCACUGCGCGCGCGGCGAUGAUUCGCGCCUCCAUUCUCAAUCCCACAUGCAACUGGACAUGCACUGUAAAUCUUGGCGCCCACACGAAUAUUGACCGUCUCCCCCCUUUUCCACCACCAUCAUUGGUCUGCGCCGCCGAAAAGGCCAGUGGCGUCGCACGGGGAGAGUACUUCCCUCUUCCGCACCGCGAUGUCCACUGUAACCAGCCUGGCGGAUACUCACCGAUACUCAACACCCUCGACUAUCUCCCACCAACGCGCCGACAACUCAUCCAGCGCGCUCCUUCGCACUCACAGCCUGGGUCCGUCACCUGUUUCCGUCGCCUGUUUGCUGCACCCACUGUAUCAGGCCAGCAUUCCGCUGUUGGUAUCAGCGAAUAGCGUCCUACGAGACGCAAUGACGCAGUUCACAGGUCGGACGUCUGCACAGUCCAGCAGGCUGCGUCGACAGCGGAUGAUCCGGGAGGCCACGUUUGCGCGGCUACUCCUGCAGGCCUGCCAGGCUGAGAGCUGCAUCCCACCGCUAGCUGCGUGCUGCUUCGUUUGCAGCGCCCAAAAUAUCCAGCAACGUCGAAUUAAACUUGAGACCGUCUUUCGGCGAGCACGAGCUGACUGUGGCGCAGCACUCCUGACUCAUCUGGUACGUAUCAUCUUCAUCACGUACAGCGGUUUGCUGCAACUCUAUUGGGAAGUUCGAGAUGCUCGCGGUGGCGACAUGGCGUAAGCCGGGGGCAACACCACUCUAUCGCCGUAUCCCAACUUCAAAUUGGCCACCUUUCCUCGCC
Messenger RNA from Mytilinidion resinicola, 1502 nucleotides. RefSeq lists its product as uncharacterized. NCBI's taxonomy places the organism in Eukaryota, Fungi, Ascomycota, Dothideomycetes, Mytilinidiales, Mytilinidiaceae. The record is from RefSeq and is a predicted model, not a curated record. The transcript has 3 exons. The coding region runs from base 1 to 1098 and encodes 365 amino acids.